Prinia subflava (tawny-flanked prinia) is the source of this 1986-nucleotide messenger RNA. RefSeq names its product sepiapterin reductase (gene SPR). Gene Ontology annotation, biological process: tetrahydrobiopterin biosynthetic process. The coding region runs from base 40 to 900 and encodes 286 amino acids. The record is from RefSeq and is a predicted model, not a curated record. Lineage: Eukaryota; Metazoa; Chordata; Aves; Passeriformes; Cisticolidae. The transcript has 3 exons. Gene Ontology annotation, molecular function: sepiapterin reductase (NADP+) activity.
GGGCAGGCGCGUUCCCACGCCCCCUGCGCUGGUUCCGGGAUGGAGCCGGGACCGGGAUCGGGACCGGGAAAAGGAGCAGGAAUGGGAUCGGGAUCGGGGCGCUGGGCCGCCACCGCCUGCGUGGUGACCGGCGCUUCCCGCGGCUUCGGCCGCAGCCUGGCGCGGCUCCUGGCGCCGCAGCUCGGGCCCGGCUCGGCGCUGCUGCUGCUGGCGCGCUCCGCCGAGGCGCUGGCCGAGCUGGCGGCCGAGCUGCGCCCCGGGACCACCGGGAGCGGCACCGGGAGCGGCCCCGAGCUGCGGGUGCAGUGGGUGGCCGCGGACCUGGGCUGCCAGGAGGGGCUGCGGAGCGCGGGCGCUGCCCUGCGGGAGCUGCUGCAGGACGCGUCCUUCGGCCGCCUGCUGCUGGUCAACAACGCCGGCUCCUUGGGAGACAUCUCCAAAUCCUUCCUGGACCUCACCGACCUGGAGGAGAUCAACGCCUACUUCUCCUUCAACGUCAGCUCGGCGCUGUGCCUGACCUCGGCGGCGCUGAGGGCGUUCGGGGCGCGGCCAGGCAGCGUCAGGACCGUGGUGAACAUCUCAUCUCUGUGUGCCCUGGAGCCGUUCCCCAGCUGGGCCCUGUACUGCGCCGGGAAGGCGGCUCGGGAGAUGCUGUUCCGGGUGCUGGCCCUGGAGGAGCCCGGGCUCCGCGUGCUCAGCUACGCCCCGGGGCCUCUGGACACGGACAUGCAGCUCCUGGCCCGGACCCAGACUGGAGACCCUGGGCUGAGGCAGCACUUCCAGAGUAUGCAGGAGAAGGGGCAGCUCAUCGACAGCUCCGUGUCAGCCCAGAAGCUGCUGCGGCUGCUGCAGGAGGAUUCCUUUCCCUCUGGAGCACACGUGGAUUUCUACGACAUCUGAGCUCCUCCACCUUUGCCUCCCUGCUCUGAGCCUUUUCCUGGUGCCUCCAGCAGGACCUUGUUCAAAUCCUGGGAUUUGGGAAGCUUUUAAAACACCUCUGUGUGCCUUCUAAAUGCCCCUGGCGCCCUUUUGGGGUUGGGGAGCAGCUCCUGCCUCUGAGCCCUCGCUGGCAGGAGCUGGAAUCCCUCAGCUUCCAGGGAUUUGGGAGCAGAGGUGGAUUUUCCCAUGGAAUGGCCCUGGAAGGCUCAAACUCCCUGCCCAGGAGUUUGGGGCAGGGCACACGAGGCUGGGGCAGAGCAGCCAGCAGCAGGGUCGGAGCUGUGUCCCUGUGUGUCCCCUGUGUCCCACAGGGGGAGGUCCCCAGGGAGCCCUUCCUGGGGCUGGGGUGGUGAUGUCCCCCUGGAGCUGUGUCCCUGUGUGUGUCCCCUGUGUCCCACAGGAGCAGCUCCCCAAGGAGCCUUUCCUGGGGCUGGGGUGGUGAUGUCCCCCUGGAGCUGUGUCCCUGUGUGUGUCCCUUUUGUCCCACAGGGGGAGGUCCCCAAGGAGCCUUUCCUGGGGCUGGGGUGGUGAUGUCCCCCCAGAGCCCCGAUCCUGUCCCCUGCUCACCGGGGGCUCCCCCUCCUCCUGCGGGGCUGGGGUCAUUCAGAAUUCUCUGUGUUGAGAUGCAGCAAAGCCUCUCCCGGUGUUUUUUUCCACAUCACCAGGAGAGGGAGCUGGCCUUGGAGGAAGUGGGAAUUUUGGGAGCCUGGCUGGGGUCACCAGCUCACAGGAACCUGGAGCAACGACACAGCCCUGAGUUCCUGCCCUGCUCCUGUGUCAGGUUUUGGGUCCAAGUGUUGCUUUGGGGCUUCAGCCCCUUCCUUUUAAUUAUUUGUGGGGGGUUUUGGUCAUUUUUCCAUCAGAUUCCAGCAGGCACAGACACACAGAGACUUUUCUUCUGGAAAGCUGAUGCAAAAAAGUUGUUUUGAAGCCCCUGUGUGCCCUGGAAAUGCCCAGUGCCCCUCUUUGCACCUUCCACCCCAAGCCUGCAGCUCAGAUUUUGAUCCCCUGGCUCACCAGUCAUUAAAAGUUCUAAAAUCAUUACAA